Molecule: messenger RNA, 3621 nt
Organism: Psilocybe cubensis
Lineage: Eukaryota; Fungi; Basidiomycota; Agaricomycetes; Agaricales; Agrocybaceae
Exons: 11
Coding region: 1-3621 (1206 amino acids)
Source: RefSeq, a predicted model, not a curated record
AUGUCUGCCGACGCCUGCUUCGAAUCUGCAGAGUUUCGACAACAUAUAAGAGCACUGCUCUAUGAGUAUAUCAUAACUCAUUGUACUACUGACUACUUAACGUUUACAGAAGGCCUGGUAUCCGAGUUUCUCCAGGAUCUCAAACCAGUCCCACUUACUGACCCGUACUCGUUCAUCAUCCCCGUCGAGCCAUUUCAAACAUUUUCCCAAACUCAUAACUUGGAAUCACUACCGCCAUAUGACGAAAUAUUGCAGACCACUCACGAAGCACUACUAUAUUUAAAAAAUGUCAUGCAUUCAACCAAAGGAGUCCCUAAGACAUUACGAUUGGAAUGGUCCGAACGUUCUCAUGAUGUCUUGCGCUUGAAUGAGCCUCUCUUCCCUGCUUUGACGCGUCGAUCGCGUACCCAGACACCCAAGUUGGGCAAAGUCUCGUCUUCCGUACCACGCAAAUUGUCCACCUUGGUGCAAGUCCAUAAACUUGAACCACUCGCAGUAGAACCUGUUCAGGAAGAAAAGCUGGACUUCGAAGGUAUUAUGAAAGUCAAACACCAUAUCAAUCCCCCAGACUUGCCAGCGGUCCAGUCCAUCCUCAAGCGAACGGCAGACGCAAUGCGCUACAUGCCCUCGUACAAAAACAGAUACCUCGACCCUGAAUCCUUAUGCCAAGUUGUACUGAAACCACCCCAAGUUCCAGAAGACCCGUUCAUGCCCCUCUUCCCGCGAUCUCGGAAACCAGGUUUUGGUGCAUCCGGUCAAGCGCAACCACUUCCAACGAUGAAGAAUUUCGCCGAGCUCCCUGCUGCUCUAGACGAAAAGGUGAAAGUCGAGGAUAUAGAUGGUGAUAUAUCGAUGCAAAAUCUGGUUGUGGUGUCUGGCUGGCAGGCGAUUCAAUCUUCUCCCCCUUCAACGCAAUCGGGUCAUAACAGCGACAGCGAAGACCAGCACGACCAACUCCUUUUCCCAUCGUCGCCAGACACAUCGGAUCCUCCUCUAGUGGAAGAGAUCGAAAAAACCAAAAUGGAGGUCCUUAUACCGCGUUCGCGCAAAAUUGGAGGAAAGAGCGGUAUCGCUCCGCAUAUAUUGGCCGGAAAAACAUUGCAAGCGUUCCUUCAGCCGUUGCUAGUACCGACCAGCGAUCAACUCGAAGUUGAUCCAAAGCCUGACUCCAACUCCAAUGUCCCAGAGCGAACCAAGCUCAAUGCGUCGCCAACACCUUCUUCCGUUGUCGGUCAGGCAUCCGACAAUGGAACUUCCACCGCAGAAAACUGUAAUUCGGAGCUCAAUCAAGAACGGUCUCUGGAGGAUGAGAUUGCGGCGCUGUACAGCGGUCCUAUGUGGCAAGAGGCAAUAAUGAACGAACCGCUGGACGAUAAACGGGAUUUGCUCAUGGAAGUACACGCACACGAACCCUCCGCUGAUUCCGCUGACGCGUUUUCUCUUUCUCCAGUCCCGAUUCUCCCAGAGCCAAAUGUCCACCCGCCAGGCGAUUUGGAUAUCCCCAAGACGUACACUGGCUUCCUCGUCCCGCCACCCGAGAGCACCAAGCAAGAGACCAAUCCAGCUUUUAUCAAACCAGAACCCGCCUUCCAGUUUUUGAAGAAAGUAAAGGGAAAACAAGCUCUGUCGUUGGCGUUGUCUUGGGUACCGUUCACUGUUAGCAAGAAGCUUCCUUCUGUUAUCGAGCUCCUCGGUGUGGACGACCUUUUUGGACAUGGCGAAGGUCAAGAUGGAGAGCAGCCCAGAGGUGACGUGGCGGAGGCCGCGAGGCUUCUCGAGGCUUUGGAGGUCUCCAUAUCUCAGGAUAACGGCCAUCGAUUUUCGUGGACAGAGGGUACUGGUUAUCGACCCAUCAUACCGCCAAAGGAAUUUCGUCUCCUUUUGAAUAGGCAGGAACGGAGGAGGGUUGUCAACGACGGUGUCAUUUCUGAAGGAGAGGAAGCGCAGUGUGUUGGGGCGAUGGAUGUGGAUGUGGAUGAAAUUGAAGUUGUUGAUGAAGUCCGGGAUAUGCCUCUUUCUAGCUCGUCGGUCUCGGUCAAACGCCAGCGCAGCCUCUGCGUUCCUGGUGACGAUGCUGAAGAUUUUAACGUUAAAGGUCAUGCUGAGGACGACCGCUUCGCCAAACGUCCUCGAUUGGACGAGCAUCACAUCGCAUCGUCUCUCUCCCCCUCGCCUGAGGAUGUAUCAUGUGUGCGGCCUUCUCUCCCUCUUCUACCGGCGUAUGGUGAUGAUGAAUACGGGCGCAUCGAUCCUGGUUACCUCUCACCUGUAUCGUGUUACAUGCAGGAGGAGGAGGAUAAAGAAAAUUGGCCACCGUUUUCAUCGUCGGAUCAGGACAUUCGCGACGAAUAUUUCCAUGAUCGUUUUGAGAGAAGAAAUCCCGAAGCAGGCGGCGAGUAUGAUUGUUAUAUGGCUGGAUAUGAUCGGGAUGAGGGCGAGGAAAGUUUCGAGCCUCUGUCGUUCGAUUCGAGGUAUCUUCCCUCAGGCGCGGAGAAAGAAACACAGGAGGCUGGGUUCAACGACGAUGAAUUCCCAAAUCGGCACCCAGAUGCUACGCCUGCAAAUCAACACGACAUCUUGAACGGAGAACGUGGCACUACCUCGGCGAAUGCACAAGAUGAAAUGUUGUUCGAGCCCGAUAUCGCGUCGCGUUCGUUAGGCAUCCUGGCAUUUGCUCAGCUACGCGCUCGUAAAAUUUCAGCUCCAACAGUACCAUCGUCGCCGUUAUCUGCCCCUGCUCCAGUCGCACCCUCGGCGAAGGACGUCAUUCCGAUAUACAGGGGUGCACCGGAGGAACUGUUCGAUGCAGACACCAUCAUUGUUUCCGGUUCCACUGGUGUAGUAGAGCUCCCAGUCCAUCGCUACAUGGCGUCUCUCGCGCUCAUCCAGAAACACGGCCUCGUCCGCGCACUGCGCUCUGCAGAAUGUGCGAUUGAGCUCAUUGAACGGGAGACACUCGGCGGGGUCGACUUGAUCGUCGAUCCAUAUUGUGCUGUGCUCUUCGUCUCGCUGUUCACCCUUCCUUCGAUGUGUGCGGCGGAGGUGGAGAAGGUCGCGCAGCUGUCAUGGAGGUUCUCAUAUUUGCUCGUGGUGUUCGAGGCGUACCCGGAAAAUUGCGCGAAGCGGUUUGUGGUAGAUAAAGAUAAAAACGGAGGGGGAGAGGCAUCGGAGCUGUAUGCGUAUACUCCGCCUAUACUAAAGGCAAUCAAAAAGUUCAGAAGGGAUAUCAAUAUCGCGGAUGCUUGUGGGACGAAACGGGGUGUGACGGUGGUGCAGUACAGUUUCGCGGACAGUGUCAGGGAUGCGGCUGUUGCAGCGCGCAUUUUUGGGUCUCAAGCGGAGGAGAGGGAUGAGACGUUUGGUGUCAUUUGGGCUACCAGGCCUUGGUUAUCUGCUGAUUUCAUUGAAAGCGAGGAACAGGCGCUGGCCGGGCUAGAUGGAAUGAACCAUUUCUCUGCUUCUAUGAUUCUCAGUCAGAUUACACUUGAAGAGUUUUUACAACUCGAACACGAAGAACGAAUGCAGGUCUGCGCUGGAUUGCUUCAUGAAGAGAUUCUAGCGAAGUGCAGUGCGGAUGUUGAGAGGCGUACUCGAGCGAUGUAUUCGUCUUCGGAUACCUGA